CCACUAACCCCAUCCAAUGCAAUUCGUUGUGAUAGAAACCAACAGCACGCUAGUCACAGCUAUCAGAGUUGUUAAUUGACGAUCAAGAGAAAAUGAACCCAAUCGACGACUCGAAGGACGCGGUGACGAUCCGGGGUGGUAAGCCACAACAUCGACACAAUCAAACAUGUGGAGAAAAGCUCCUGGACAAGGACUUGCAACGAAUGGAGCGACAUCCUGUGGACGACAAGGGCGGAAUCGAGAGGCCACCACCGAAGUCAGGCCUCGGUGGGAAGUACACCUGGGAAGGGCCCGAUGAUGAGGUGGAGAACGAGUUGUUGCCUGCGCCAUCGGCGAUUGAUGAGGGGAACCCAAACUAUGUGGACGAGGAAACGGAGGAGAGGAUUGUGAAAGGAGAGAAGAGUGAUGUGGUAGGGCUGGUUAUUGGUGAGGUUGAGGUUGAUAAGGUUGCCCAAGAGAAAAAGGGUGUGGGUAGGGUGGAGAUUGAUCCUCGCUUCAAGGUCGACUGAAAUUGGGAUUGGGAGUGUUUUUUUCGUGUAUGGUUUGGUUUUCUUAUUUUCCUUGUUUGACAUAACAAAUUAUUUAAUUGACAUGCAUGGAACUAAAAAUACGCACGAUUGUAGAAUCACGAGUAGUUCAGAUGACACUAUGCUAU
This is a messenger RNA of Tripterygium wilfordii, 655 nucleotides long. RefSeq lists its product as uncharacterized. Lineage: Eukaryota; Viridiplantae; Streptophyta; Magnoliopsida; Celastrales; Celastraceae. Bases 93 to 509 code for a protein of 138 amino acids. The transcript has a single exon. The record is from RefSeq and is a predicted model, not a curated record.